Messenger RNA from Cherax quadricarinatus, 2303 nucleotides. The record is from RefSeq and is a predicted model, not a curated record. Lineage: Eukaryota; Metazoa; Arthropoda; Malacostraca; Decapoda; Parastacidae.
GAUGGUUGUCUGGUUAUAUUGUUAUAUUACAGCCACUCAGGAGUGAUGACUGUCAGUGUAACACCUGGGAUGUGUUGGAGUAGCCAGUGGGAAGACGACAGUCUCCGUGUACAACCAUUGCCGAUGUAUCUCCUGCGCAUUAUUCAGUAAUAAUGUAUAAACAUAUAUAUUGGAAAGUUAGUAAGAGACAUACAAGAACUAAAUCAAGAUUAAUUGUGCUAUGAUUUUGAUAAGAAAUCAAUACCAAUGUGUGCAGUGUGUGUGAAUUCGUAAUGGGAUCGUGUUGUUGCAAGCCGCAAGCAGAGCCAGGGGGUAAUGAUGACAUUUUCAUCAAUAGAGAGGAUAUAGAGUUCAUCUCAGGAUCUGGUAGCGAGGAUGGCAUCAACAGUGCCGCACUCUCCAGUAUUGCAGACAAGUACGUGUUGGACACUGUGGCCGUCAUAAGAACUUUAGUUGACAACGAUCAGGACCCUCCACCGUCAAUGCUUAAGCUGCAUUCUAUAGCGGAUAAAGAAGCUGGUUGGCUGGUGGUGGUGCGGUCUAUGGUGCAAGUAAUUCCCCUCAACGACCCCCUUGGACCAGCUGUCAUCACGCUCCUGCUGGAUGACUGUCCACUACCAAGCAAGGAAACUGUAGUUCAUCUGAGCAAGUUUUUGGAGUUGAGUAGAAUGAGUGCAGGAGAGAGCUGGAAAGAUCCUCGCCUCCAUCGAAACAUCUGCGUUGUGUUGGGAUGCAUUGCUGAGAAGCUUGCUGGACCAGCCUCCAUAGCUCUGCUUACACACACUACCCUUGAGUACCUGGUGGCUCACCUGAAUGAAAAUAAUCACCCUUGUGUCAUCCUCUUUGCAUUGAUAGCCCUCGAAAAAUUUGCCCAAACUAGCGAGAACAAGACAAGUAUUGGCAAGUGUCUUAGUCAAGGUCUUAACAACCCACUUAGGACUCUAGAAUCAUGGAUGAAUCACACGGAUUUUGUGCACCGUCAAGUUGGUUUCUGCGCACAGUGGUGUCUUGAUAAUUUGUUUAUCUGCGAAGGCCGUCCAUACUCCUAUGAAAGCAUUGACACAGCUCACCUUAAUGCAAUGUUGAAUAGUAAUGAUGUUAGUGAAUACCUCAAAAUCUCUCCAGAUGGAUUGCAAGCACGCUGUGAUGCAUCAUCCUUCGAGAGCGUUCGGUGUACUUUUCAAGUUGAUUCUGGAGUGUGGUAUUACGAGGCGACCAUCAUAACUGCUGGUGUCAUGCAGAUUGGCUGGGCUACAAAAGACAGCAAGUUUCUUAACCAUGAAGGUUAUGGAAUAGGUGACGACGAGGUUUCUGUAGCGUAUGAUGGAUGUAGACAAUUGUUCUGGCAUAAUGCACAGAGUCAGUCUCACACGCAUCCCAGUUGGCAGCCUGGUGAUGUGCUGGGCUCACUCCUUGACCUAAACAAUGCUCAGGUCAUCUUUUAUCUUAAUGGCGACCCUCUACCACCUCUCACCCAGGUCUUUAAAAAUGCCACGUGUGGAUUCUUUGCUGCUGCCAGCUUCAUGUCCUUCCAACAGUGCGAGUUCAACUUUGGCAAGAAGUCGUUCAUUUACCCCCCUAAGGACAUUCCCUUCCAGAGCUUCAAUGACCACGCAUAUCUCAAAGAAAGUGAGAAGAUUAUAUUACCCAGACAUAUCCAACUGCAGAAGCUGCGAGCGAUGAGCGUUGAAGAAGGAGCGUGUACUCUCUGUUUUGAUGAGAGUGCUGCGAUUACCCUCCUUCCGUGUGCACACAGAGGGUUCUGCAACAGGUGUGCUCUACAAUUAGAUUAUUGCCCCAUGUGUCGACGACACAUUGAAGAGAGAAGAGAAGUAGAUCAGAAGUCUAAUACUGAGGAGGAAGUCACAUGACCCUGUGGAAUUGAUGGAUGCCAUUGACGACAUUUCCAUCAUUGAUAACUGCAUCCCAGAUAUCAGCUAAACACACGACUAUAUAAAGUUAUCCCAGUGACUGUAUGGUGAGGCGCUGGCUCUCGUAUACAGUACACAAUUUUUGCUGACUAUUGAUUCUAAAUUGGUCAGGUGAAGUGAUGUUACAGCCAGUUGAAGUUAAAUCCAGACUAAUUUAGCACAACCUUUCUGGAGAUGCAACAUUUUAACAUUUUUUUUUUAUCAAAUUUUACAUGUUGUAUAAAUGAUUAACAUUCAUAUGCGGUGGUUGGCCAUGCAUUAUCCUUUGUCUAAAUACCUUCCAUAAGGUUUAAAUAUUUUGUAAUAUAAAAGAUUCAUAGAUUUUCAUUGUAGACAUUAAUAUAUUGAAUGACCUGUUGCCAGUACAAUAUA